AUGAUUAUCAGAUUCAGAAGUCCAGUUGGUAUGCACCGUGUGCGCUGUGAAGGGUCAGAGACGUUAGGCCAAGUUUUGCCACAGCUACAGACGAUACUCAACGAGCAUGGUAUUACGCCAAGGGCCAUUGAACUAGGUAAAGAGGCAAAUGGCAAGGACAAAACUAAUGUAGAAAGUUUGCUAGAGAAAACUAUAGAGGCAUUGGGGUUCAGGCACGGUGAUAUUGUCUAUGUGCACUAUCAAGUGGACUCUAGCGAAACUAAGGGGUCUGCUAACGACAACAAUGGCUCGGUGGCAGUUAAUAUUCCAAACAAUCUAGUUCCUGGGAAGUCUCAAAAAGCUGAUGAAUUAGAAGUAGAUAAGGAAUUGGAAAAGCUAGAUGGACUAAUUCCAAGACAAAAGACCAAGCUGUGUAAGCAUGGUGAUCGGGGGAUGUGUGAAUAUUGCUCCCCAUUACCACCUUGGGACGCCAACUAUGCUAACGAAAACAACAUCAAACACAUUUCUUUUCAUGCAUACUUGAAGAAACUUAACGAAAGUACAAAUAAACGUGAAAGCGGAAGUUCCUAUAUCGCCCCGCUAUCACAGCCCAAUUUCAAGAUAAAUAAGCACUGUACUAAUGGUCAUGAACCAUGGCCAAAGGGAAUAUGCUCUAAAUGUCAGCCAUCAGCGAUCACUUUACAACAACAGGAGUUUAGAAUGGUUGAUCAUGUUGAAUUUCAGAGCAGUGAACUAAUAAACCAGUUUAUUGAGUUUUGGAGAGCCAGCGGCACACAGAGAUUUGCAUAUUUGUAUGGUAAAUAUGAGAAGUACGAUGCGACUCCCUUGGGAAUUAAGGCAUGUGUACAUGCGAUAUAUGAACCCCCACAGCAUGAUGAACAAGAUGGUAUUACGAUGGAUAUGGAACAAGUGACCCAGGAACUAAACACUAUCGAUCUGCUGGCGAAGGAGAUGGGAUUGUUACGAGUUGGUAUGAUAUUUUCAGAUUUAACAGAUGCUGGCAAUGGAGACGGUACUGUCUUAUGUAAGAGACACAAGGACUCCUUUUUCUUGAGCUCAUUGGAGACAAUAAUGGCUGCACAACAUCAAACAAGACACCCCAAUGUCAGUAAGUUCAGUGAACAAGGCAUAUUUUCGUCGAAGUUUGUUACAUGCGUGGUUUCAGGUAACCUAAAGGAGGAGAUAGACAUAGCCAGCUAUCAGGUCUCGAUCGAUGCCGAAGCGCUAGUAUCGGCAGACAUGAUUGGGGGCUCUACCCACCCUUCCAUGGCAUACAUCAACGACACCACAGAGGACAGGUACGUGCCAGAGAUAUUCUACAUGAAGAAGAACGAGUACGGUCUGACGGUGAAGGAGAACGCCAAGCCCGCAUUCCCAGUCGAUUACUUGAUCGUGUCAUUGACACACGGGUUCCCGAAGGACGAGGACACCACUACCCAGCUGUUCAACUCCGUCACGGGGUUCCCAUGGAGCAACAGACAGGCCAUGGGCUACUCCCAGGACUACCACGAGCUGAAGAGAUACCUGCACUCCACAGCAGCCUCGGGAAACUUCAACGACUUGCACGACAAGCUAGCAAACUUCCACCUGCUGCUCUACAUCCACUCACUACAGAUUCUCUCACAAGAGGAAUGGGAAUUGCUCGUAAAGGGCGCCUUGUCCCAGGACUACCAAGAGCCCCUGUACAAACUGUCCGCCUCCCCGGGCUGGCAGACCCUACUGAUGAUCAUAGAGUCGGCAUGA
Messenger RNA from Nakaseomyces glabratus, 1743 nucleotides. It is a transcript of the gene NPL4, whose product is annotated as nuclear protein localization protein 4. Gene Ontology annotation, cellular component: nucleus. Gene Ontology annotation, biological process: ubiquitin-dependent protein catabolic process. The record is from RefSeq and is a predicted model, not a curated record. Lineage: Eukaryota; Fungi; Ascomycota; Saccharomycetes; Saccharomycetales; Saccharomycetaceae. Gene Ontology annotation, molecular function: ubiquitin binding; ubiquitin protein ligase binding.